Ictalurus punctatus (channel catfish) is the source of this 1926-nucleotide messenger RNA. It is a transcript of the gene ngfa, whose product is annotated as nerve growth factor a (beta polypeptide). Gene Ontology annotation, molecular function: nerve growth factor receptor binding; growth factor activity. NCBI's taxonomy places the organism in Eukaryota, Metazoa, Chordata, Actinopteri, Siluriformes, Ictaluridae. The record is from RefSeq and is a predicted model, not a curated record. Gene Ontology annotation, biological process: cell surface receptor protein tyrosine kinase signaling pathway; memory; positive regulation of peptidyl-serine phosphorylation. Bases 524 to 1159 code for a protein of 211 amino acids. The transcript has 4 exons.
GCAUUAGGACCUGCUGGUUCACUCAGUGCAAGUUCAGAGAGGAGAAAUGUACGAGUGCAACUUUCACCGCCAUCAAUUUUCCUGAAAAGAGAGAGAGUUGAGCCUGGAUAAUCAGAUUGUUUAACAACAACAACAACAACAACAACAAACACACAACAAGAGGAUUCUGAGUUUGGGAUAAAAGAAAAAAUAUAUCUUUUUUUUUAAGAAUUAAACAAGCUGGACUAUUAUCAACGUUGGGACUUGUUUGAUUUUUGUACACAGUUGCGAGAGAGGAAAAAGAGAAGAGAUCUGAGAGAUCUGAGAUCCAUGAAUUUAUUUACGUUUGAAUGAAGAGUGCACAGACAGUAGAAGGUCAUUUUCAAAGUAGCAGAUGUGAGCAUGAGUGCUGGAAGAUGAGAGAAGCAGACGCACAGGCCGGUCCUGAUGGCAGGCUCUCGGGGCUCAGCCAGCACUGGACACUGGCUUUAGGGGCCCACGAGACGUUCACUUCAACCAGGAACAUUUCACAGCACGUGUGCCCAUGAGGUCGUCGACGCCGGUCCUGCUCUUCCUGAUCAGCGUCCAGGCUGCACUCAACAUGGUGGGAAACACCCACUCACAGGAACCAGCCAAUCAGAACGCAGGAACCCAGGACUCGACCCACGAUGACCUCAUCCCCACAGUCGACCCUAAACUGUUCAACAAGCGGCGUUACCGAUCACCUCGUGUGCUCUUCAGCGACGUGGUGCCCUCCGAUGGCCGUUCAGAGCCUCGGAGUCCGCGAAUACGGCGGAGAGCACGCGACAUCCAGAACCGCGGUGAAUAUUCGGCCUGCGACAGCGAAAACCACUGGGUGGGAAACAUGACCCGUGCUACAGACUUAGGGGGAAACGAAGUGAUGGUGCUGCCUGAUGUUCGCAUCAACAACGUGGUCAAGAAGCAGAUGUUUUACGAAACCACUUGUCGCGUCACAAACCGUGGGCCCACCCACCGCGGGAUGAAGGCGGGAACAACCGGGUGCCGUGGGAUCGAUAACAAGCGCUGGAACUCCUACUGCACCAACACACACACAUACGUUCGUGCGCUAACAUCUUUCAAGAAUCAGGUCACCUGGAGGUUCAUCCGAAUUAACGCCGCGUGCGUGUGCGUGGUCAGUCGAAAGUCGUGGAAGCACUGAUUCGCGACAUUUCACCUGUUUUCUGAAUGAAUCGAUGAAUUGAAUUGUGGAAGUACUGGUUCAUGAUCUGACUUGCUCGUUUCCUCGAUGAGUAAAUCAAGUGAAUUGGUCCGUCAUAACAAUGAUCCAAUUCAUGAUUCGGUUUGCUAGUCAUUCAAGUGCAUCAGUGAAUCAAACUGACGUACUCACCGAUGCACUCAAGUCAACAAGUAUCGAAUCGUUCGAAUCGUAGAAAGGAUUUGUUCCGCUUGUUUUGACGAAUGGACCGAAGAGUGGAAGACGCACUAACGAGCGAUUCCGUUCACCAUGCACUUGAUUCGUGAUCAAGAUUCGCUAAACGAAUCAAGUGAAUCAAAGUAAUUGACCAAAUCAAAUCGUGUCUGUGCUUCCAGAGGAAGCUAUUUCAAUAAAUCUUUCUCUAGAUGCGCUGAUUUGUUUCGAUUGUUUGGCUAAAAACCUCCAUCCUCCCGUCCACGUCUCGGAAAAACAAACGCCAUACUGCCAAUUCAGCAUACCAGACUCCUUCCCCCCUUUUAUUGUUCUCCACCUACAACACCCCAACCCUGUCCUACCCUACCUCACACUGUAAAUUAUUGGUCUGUUAAGUUAUGAUGACUGCAUGACAUAUUUAUAUAGUUUAUACAGGCAAAAAUAUAAUUAAAUAUGUAUGUGUAUAUACAGUAUACAUCCAGAAAGCAAGCAUAUGUUGUGUCGUUGUUGUUGUUGUUGUUCCUGUUAUUUAUUAAACACUUCAGUACUUCAGAGCA